AUGUCCGGGGAAUCUUCUGCUUCGACUGCGAAUGAAAAAGUUGCUCUCAUCACAGGAAUAACUGGACAGGAUGGAUCCUAUUUAGCAGAGUUUUUAAUUGAAAAGGGUUAUGAAGUACAUGGAAUUUUAAGGCGCUCUUCAUCAUUCAAUACUGGCCGAAUUCAACAUUUAUAUGAAAAACCUGCUUGCUUUUCUGGAGGGCGUAUGCAUUUGCAUUAUGGAGAUCUAACUGACACCACCUGCCUUAUUAGUAUUAUUUCAAAGGUCAAACCAAAAGAGAUAUACAAUCUUGGAGCUCAAUCCCACGUCAAGGUUUCCUUUGAGCUCAGUGAAUACACAGCUCAAGUGGACGCGUUAGGAACCCUGAGGUUGUUAGAAGCAGUGAGGGUUGCUGGCCUAGAAAAACAGACCAAAAUUUACCAGGCAUCUACCUCUGAGCUCUAUGGAAAAGUAGUGGAAAUACCACAAACUGAAAACACGCCGUUCUAUCCACGAUCGCCCUAUGCUUGUGCAAAAUUAUAUGGCUAUUGGAUUGUCGUUAACUACCGCGAGGCGUACGGUAUGUUCGCGUGUAACGGGCUAUUGUUCAAUCAUGAAAGCCCGCGUAGAGGGGAGAAUUUUGUCACGAGGAAGAUCACGAGGGCAGUGGCUAAGAUACAGCUGGGUUUGCUCGAAUGUCUAGAGCUGGGGAAUUUGGAUAGUAAGAGAGAUUGGGGUCACGCCAAGGACUAUGUCGAGGCAAUGUGGCUAAUGCUACAACAAGAGAAGCCAGAAGACUUCGUAGUGGCAAUGGGGGAGGCGCACAGUGUUAGGGAGUUUGUCGACAAGGCUUUCGCGCACGUGGGGAGGACUAUCGAGUGGAGGGGAAGUGGGGUGGAGGAGACGGGGCACGAUAAAGCCACGGGACAAUUGCUAGUGCGGGUCAACCCUAAGUAUUUCAGACCUACUGAAGUGGACCUAUUACUAGGAGACGCAAGUAAAGCCAAACAACAGCUUGGCUGGUCUCCACGGAUGACCUUCGAUGAGCUGGUCGUUGACAUGAUGGAUGCUGACAUGGAGCUCAUGAGGAAGAAUCCACAGGCGUAG
This is a messenger RNA of Pieris macdunnoughi, 1086 nucleotides long. Lineage: Eukaryota; Metazoa; Arthropoda; Insecta; Lepidoptera; Pieridae. The record is from the annotation of a GenBank genome assembly.